Molecule: messenger RNA, 670 nt
Organism: Paralichthys olivaceus (Japanese flounder)
Lineage: Eukaryota; Metazoa; Chordata; Actinopteri; Pleuronectiformes; Paralichthyidae
Source: RefSeq, a predicted model, not a curated record
UAAACACACCUACCUGCAAUUUUAUACCUGACCUGACCCAGCUGUCUGCAGGCUGUAAUAAGCAGCAGAGUGGAACCUGGCUGCACUUUCUCCGCCCUCCACCUUCAAGUCCUGACACAACAACACCACAUCUUUUCUCACUGUAGCUUCAGCCAGCAGGUGCUUGCAGGGAUGGUAGAGGGGAAACCGUAUCGGUACGGGCUGAUAGUGGCAGGCCUGUGUGUGGUGGCGGUCGGCCUCUUCAUCAUGACUCAGGAGCGACUGCAGGUCUAUGCCACAAUGUGCGUCCUGGGCGUCACCAUGGUGUGUGUCGGGACUACGUGGAGCCUGUGCCAAUGCUAUCCCAAGGUCACUUUGGCUGCUCAGAAUCAGGAGAAAAAUCCAGAGGAUCUAGUUUGUACUUCAGCUGAAGCAACAGACCAAAGACAUGCUGAUGCUCUACCAGGUUCGAACAGCAGCAGACUGAUGAGCCAGUGUCAGAGCUGUCCCACACUGCACCUGGUCUGAGGCCCUGCAGGGCACCACACUGAAGUCUGCACAGAGAUGAGAGUCCGCUGUUGAAUGAUGAGAUCACUCACACUAAGUGCCGUUUAAAUUUGUACAAAUUAUAGAAAGAAGUGAUUCUAUAUGAACUGUUUUGUACCGCUUCGUGUCGUUGUGACGUGCCCUA